Messenger RNA from Lithohypha guttulata, 699 nucleotides. RefSeq names its product Nucleolar protein 16 (gene NOP16). Gene Ontology annotation, biological process: ribosomal large subunit biogenesis. Lineage: Eukaryota; Fungi; Ascomycota; Eurotiomycetes; Chaetothyriales; Trichomeriaceae. The transcript is spliced from 2 exons. The record is from RefSeq and is a predicted model, not a curated record. Gene Ontology annotation, cellular component: nucleolus. Bases 1 to 699 code for a protein of 232 amino acids.
AUGGGUAGAGAAUUGCAAAAGCGCAAGAACAGAUCUUCGAGGCCGAAAGUGAGGCCAAGGACCAUUGGGAGAACAAAAGCUGGAAAAAAGAAGGUCAAUUUCCUGGGCAAUGAGACCAUCGCAAAGAACUGGGAUCGCAGUCAGACCCUCGAGCAGAACUACAAACGCUUAGGACUCUCCACGAAACUGAACUCUGGCGCGAUAGGACCAGUAAAAAUUAAAGGUCGAAGACGCGAUAUUACAGAAGAGGCCAAGUAUGACAGUCUUGCUAUCGCAGCCACCAACUCGCAAGCGACAGCUAAACCGCAAGAAGUCCGAGUCGAGCGAGAUCCCGAAACAGGAAAAAUCACGAAAGUGAUACAGCCUGAGCAGGACGAGGCCUACCGCAAUCCAUUGAAUGACCCUCUCAACGAGCUCUCUGACGAAGAAGAUGAUGGCCAAGAUGGAGCGGAUUAUGGCAACGAAGACAACAUCAUAGCUCAAUUAGAGGCACAGGCUGCGCAAGAGGCUGAACUUGAGGCUAAGAGAAAACGACCAAGACAACAAAGCGCGAGAGAAGAGGAGUGGCUGGCCAAUCUAGUCAAAGCCCAUGGUGACGAUACAAUAGCCAUGAGCCGAGAUCGAAAACUCAAUCCAAUGCAACAAAGUGAAGGUGACAUAAAAAAGCGGUUGAAGAAAUGGAAGCAGAAGCACGGAUGA